AUGUCGCAAGUUGAAGUAGCUAAGAAAUUAGCAGCAUAUAGGGCUGUUGAUGAAAAUUUACCCCCUCAUGCUAAAGUUAUUGGUAUAGGAUCAGGCUCUACAGUGAUUUAUGCAGCAGAGAGAAUAGGGCAAUUACCAAACAAAAAUGAGUUUGUGUGUAUAUCUACUGGAUUUCAAUCGAAGCAGUUGAUUGUUGAUAACGGGCUACGUUUGGGACAAAUUGAACAAUAUCCCGAGAUAGACAUUGCAUUUGAUGGGGCUGACGAAGUUGAUCCUAAUUUGAAUUUGAUCAAAGGUGGAGGUGCUUGCUUAUUUCAGGAGAAGUUAGUUGCUUCUGCGGCGAAGAAAUUGGUUAUUGUUGCUGAUUUUCGGAAACAGCUGAAACAUCUUGGUGAGCAUUGGCGCCAAGGUGUACCUAUUGAAGUUGUACCAAUUGCGUUUUCCAAAGUGACUAGAGAGUUAACUAAAUUAGGAGCCAAAAAAGUUGAUCUUAGACAAGGUGGCAAGGCCAAAGCAGGUCCAGUUAUUACAGAUAAUUAUAACUUCAUAUUGGAUGUUGAUUUUGGUAUAAUUGAGGAUCCGCAAAGUUUGCAUUUGAAAUUGAAACAAUUGGUUGGUGUUGUUGACACUGGAUUAUUUACAGGAAUUGCGCAAAAAGUAUACUUUGGAGAAGAAAAUGGAGAAGUUACUGUCUGGGGAUAA
Molecule: messenger RNA, 702 nt
Organism: Lodderomyces oxycetoniae
Lineage: Eukaryota; Fungi; Ascomycota; Pichiomycetes; Serinales; Debaryomycetaceae
Gene: RKI1
Product: ribose-5-phosphate isomerase
Exons: 1
Coding region: 1-702 (233 amino acids)
Biological process (GO): pentose-phosphate shunt, non-oxidative branch; D-ribose metabolic process
Cellular component (GO): intracellular membrane-bounded organelle
Molecular function (GO): ribose-5-phosphate isomerase activity
Source: RefSeq, a predicted model, not a curated record